AUUUAACACAGAGGUCCUGAGAUGAACAUGUUGUCUUUGAAAAAGAAGAGAAUACCAGCUCAGCGGGUGGUCUCAGGGUGGGGGGUUACACACCAAGUGUUGGCAUGUGGACAUUUUUAUUUUUUUUACCUGAUGGAUUAGCCUUUUAGUAGAGACUGUGAUUGUGCAACCGAGUGUGCAGGAAAACAGACAGGAUACGUGUUUUACAGCUCUGAUGAGCUUCAUGAGGUUACCAAGCUUUUGCUGAGCGAAUCAGGCGACUUAUAUUUAGCCUCGCAAAUGGUGAACUAUGGAUCAUGUCUUGGUGUUCUCCAGUUUCGUCUUCAGUGCAUUUUGUUGAUUGCAAGAAGGGCUGCAGAUGUCCAUGAGGCUGCUUCAUGGUCUCAGACCACCUCUCCUUUGACUUAAACUCCUUUUCCUUUCUACUGAACUCCAUUCGCACACUCGUAUACCCCUCCAUCUCUGGAUAAGACUUUUUUCGUCCAAUCGUCUGUCUUCUCAGCUUUGAGAUAUCUUUAGUUUGUAUCCAAAGGUUUUUCGAGCCAAACUGUACCUGUAGCUCAGUAGGUGUCUGCUGGUAGAUUCUACUCAUACCAACUUGGACACCACAGAUUACUUCACCAGACUUUUGAAGUUUUUAAUCAAACAGCGUCAUGGAUAUUCUAGCCUUGGAGGCAAAGAGCCAAAAUGGAGCAGAAGCUGAAAAGAAGCCUACACCAAAGCCAAAGCCAAAAGCGCCCAAGAAGGCUAAAAGGAUAGUUUACUUUGAGGUGGAGAUUUUGGACUUGAAGACUAAGGAGAAGCUGCUGUUGUUGGACAAGGUGGAGCCAACUGCCACCGUUUUGGAUAUUAAAGCCUUGUUUCACAAAUCAUAUCCAAAGUGGCAUCCAGCCAGGCAGUCUCUGCGUUUGGAUCCAAAGGGCAAGAGUCUCAGGGAUGAGGAAGUUCUCCAAACACUACCUGUGGGAACUACAGCCAGCUUUUAUUUCAGUGACCUGGGACCCCAGCUCACAUGGGGAACAGUGUUUUUAGCAGAAUGUGUUGGGCCGCUGAUUCUUUAUUUAAUGUUCUACUUCCGCCUUCCCUUCAUUUACUCUCCAAAAUAUGACUUCACCACCAGCAAGCACUGGGUUGUACACUUGGCCUGCAUGUGUCACUCCUUUCACUACAUCAAGAGGAUUUUGGAGACGCUGUUUGUUCAUCGUAUCUCCCAUGGGACCAUGCCUCUCAGAAACAUAUUUAAGAACUGUGGCUAUUACUGUUGCACUGCAGCCUGGAUGGCAUAUUACAUCAACCAUCCUCUCUACACUCCGCCCUAUUACGGGCUGCAGCAGGUGAACACCGGGCUUUACAUUUUCUUGUUCUGCCAAGUAGGAAAUUUUUCAAUCCACAUUGCACUGCGUAAUCUAAAAUCAUCAGGCUCAAAAGUCAAGAAAAUACCUUACCCAACAAAAAAUCCCUUCACGUGGAUAUUUUGGCUAGUCUCCUGUCCAAACUACACAUAUGAGCUGGGCUCCUGGAUUGGCUUCACGGUGAUGACACAAUGUGUGCCUGUGGCGUUCUUCACCCUUGUGGCCUUCGUCCAGAUGGCUGUGUGGGCUAAAGGCAAACAUCGCAGCUACUUAAAGGAAUUCAGAGAUUAUCCCACCCUCCGUUCAUCCAUACUGCCCUUCAUCCUGUAGCAGAGUCUGGAAAGGAGAACAGUCAUUCCUGCUCACAUCCAUGUGUGCUGAGGCUACAGGUGCAUCUCCGUAAAAUACAAUACCAUCAAAGUGCUCAUGUAUUUCAGUAAUUCAACUUAAAUAAUGAAACUCAUGUAAUAUUUCAUUUCAUGCUGUGCUGACUUUGGACUGUUUGAAAAACAGCGGACCAACACCAGCAGAUGACAAAUCAUCACCAACUGUAGAAACUGCAAAGUGGACCUCAAGCAGCUUGGAUUCUGUACAUCUCCACUCUUCCUCUAAACUCUGGGACCCUUGAUUUCCAAAUGAAAUGCAAAAGUUACUUUCAUCUAAAUAGAGGACUUUAGACGACUGAGCUACUGACCAGUUCUUUUUCUCCUUAACCCAAGUAAGACGCUUCUGACAUUUCUUCUGGUUCAGGAGUUGCCCGUGUCUCAUAUACGUCUGUGUGUGGCGGUUCUGGCAGCUUUGACUCCAGCUGCAGCCCACACCUUGUAAAUCUUCCCCAUACUCUUAAAUGGCCCAGAGUUUGGCCUCUCAAAGCUGUUGCUAAUACUGUUCCUUGGGCACCUUUUGCCACCACACUUUUUCCUUCCACCCAACUUUCUAAUCAUAUGCGUGGAUACAGCACUAUGUGAACAGUCAGCUACUUUUGCAAUUAUCUUGCAAGGCUCACCAUCAUUGUGCCAACAAAUCGCCAUAUUCUAAUUUUCUGAGGAAGUGAAUUUUGGAUUUUCAAACAAAACAAAUGCCAAAAUUAUCAAAAUUACCACUUGAAAUCUCUCUCUCUAUAUAUAUAUAUAUAUACCAGUCAAAGGUUUGGACAGACCUUUGUUUCUUUAUUUUUAUUACUUCCUGCUUUGUAGGUACCUACUGAAGAGAUCAAAACUUUCACCUUAGAUUGUUCAAAAUAACCCCCCUUUGCUUUGAUUAACGGUUUGUACACUUUUGCACACCCUUCUUUCAAUGAGCUUCAUAAGGUAGUCACCUGAACUGGUUUUCCAACAGUCUUGAAGGAGUUCCCAGAGGUAGUAACGAAAACAAACAAAAAAACACUAAAUGAGAAGGGUUUACCCAAACUUUUAAAUAACUGUUCGAUGAUAUUCUAAUUUAUUGAGAUGCACUUAUAAAUGUAUUUUAAACAUUUUUGUCUGACUGUUGGACUGCCACAGGCAAAUAACGACAGUAACUUGCUAUAGUCUUACUAUAAUGUGUGUAAUUUUGUGAAAUGUGUCAUUUUGUAUUUUGCUACUUAAGUUUUAAGAUAUCCAAUAAAUCUUGCUCCAAAGAUAUAUCUAUAUAUACAUUAGUCUAAUCAGACACUUACUUCUAAGGUGGGAAAUGAAGUGGCUUAUUUGGUUUAACCCAGGACAGCCUGGAGCUGUUAACGCUGCUGUCAUAUGACUAAUGGUGUUAAGCAGAUAUCAUCCUGAUGUGAGCAUUACAAGAUUGUUGGAAGAAACAUGAUAAGAAAUAUACUUCUCAGCGAAAGGUUUGUUUACAAAGUGCAUUAUAUUUUCCCCAUUGGUGCAAUGGAAUUCUGCUUUUUUUUCUGAGAGAUUUUAAGCCAAUAAAAAUCCAAAAACAACUAA
This is a messenger RNA of Girardinichthys multiradiatus, 3274 nucleotides long. Its product is annotated as very-long-chain enoyl-CoA reductase-like. The transcript is spliced from 11 exons. The record is from RefSeq and is a predicted model, not a curated record. Gene Ontology annotation, biological process: very long-chain fatty acid biosynthetic process. Bases 654 to 1682 code for a protein of 342 amino acids. Gene Ontology annotation, molecular function: oxidoreductase activity, acting on the CH-CH group of donors. NCBI's taxonomy places the organism in Eukaryota, Metazoa, Chordata, Actinopteri, Cyprinodontiformes, Goodeidae.